AUGUAUCACCUCUUAAAAGGCUUCCAUGAGUACUUGACGAGGAAAGAAGAGUUUUCAGUGAUUAUCAUCGGCCUUGAUGGUGCUGGCAAAACCACACUUCUGGAGAAAAUAAAGACUCUAUAUAACGAGACUCCUGGGCUUGACCCGUCCAAGAUUGGCCCGACUGUGGGGCAAAAUACUGGCAAAAUAUCUCUCCCAUCCAGUAUCAUCAACUUCUUCGACCUCGGAGGACAACGCGGUAUUCGGUCCAUCUGGCACAGAUACUAUGACGACUGUCACGCCGUAGCGUACGUUAUCGAUGCGCAGGACCGAGAGAGGCUCAGUGAGGGCUGGGAAGUCUUUGACACAGUUCUUUCUUCCCCUCAAACGCUUAACAUCCCCCUCUUACUCCUCGCAAACAAACAAGAUUCCCCUUCAAGCCUCAGCGUUUCAGAGAUAAGGCAGGAUUAUGAAGAUUGGGAUCAGAGGAGGAGGGAGAGCGCGAGGAGGAGGUUUGGCGAGGACGAGGAUGCGGAAAUGGAGAGGAAACGGGAGAGGAUUGCUAGUUUGGAUGUUUUGGGAGUUUCGGGGCUUGAUGGAGCUGGCGUUCGCGAGGCCGUGGAUUGGUUGUUCUUACGUGUGCAGAAUAGUAGACGUGACUUGGGGGAUCGAUAG
Messenger RNA from Suillus fuscotomentosus, 654 nucleotides. RefSeq names its product P-loop containing nucleoside triphosphate hydrolase protein. The coding region runs from base 1 to 654 and encodes 217 amino acids. Gene Ontology annotation, biological process: protein localization to organelle; Golgi to plasma membrane protein transport; intracellular protein transport. Gene Ontology annotation, molecular function: GTPase activity; GTP binding. The record is from RefSeq and is a predicted model, not a curated record. NCBI's taxonomy places the organism in Eukaryota, Fungi, Basidiomycota, Agaricomycetes, Boletales, Suillaceae. The transcript has 7 exons. Gene Ontology annotation, cellular component: Golgi apparatus.